CUCUCUCUCUAAUCUGUUUUUGUCAUUCCACAAUAUCCGUCUUUACUCUAAUCUAUAUAUUAGAAUGAUGUGAUUUAAAUUCCUAUGUAUAUUACAUGUAGAUUUUCCUGGGUUCAUAUCAAUAUCAGAAUACGCUGGUGCGCCGUAAUAUGUCAAUCAAUUGCAAUUUCAUUCAGGCAGAUCAAAGGCCGCCAAUGUGGCCUUUGGGGUCCUGAGCACUUUGUUCGCGCCGUGAGCUACAAGUCCGUGGCUACAAUGCUAAAAUGGAUUUGUUUCGUGUUGUCUUUGGCGAUGCAACAAAUUGUGGUCAUCGAGUUGAAUAAUAUUCGUUUGUUCAUCGGGUAAUUGUCCAAAGUGAGGGACGUGUUUAGGUUCUCGUUAUCGACGCCGCUGAAAUCUGAAACAGAAAGGCUCCGAGCAUGGAGUUGGCGUACGUGUGCGACUGGGAGAGGCGCCCCAAAAGCACCCACUGCCCCUCCGUCCCCCUGGUCUGCUCCUGGUCCUGCAGAAACCUGGUGGCCUUCACCACCGACCUGAAGAACGACGACAACGGCGGCGGCGAGCCAGAUGUCAGUCACAUGAUCCACAUCAUGGACACGGAGCAUCCCUGGGACGUGUACUCUAUCAGCUCAGGCCACGCCGAGGUCAUUUCUUGUCUGGAGUGGGACCAGUCAGGCUCCAGGUUGCUGUCGGCGGACGGCGAUGGCCACAUCAAGUGCUGGUCCAUGUCGGAACACCUGGUCAACAAUUGGCAGAGUGUUCUGAGCAGUUCUGUGGAGGGAGAUCCCAUCGUGGCACUGAGUUGGUUGCACAACGGCGUCAAACUGGCUCUGCACGUGGAGAUGUCGGGCUCGACAAACUUUGGCGAGAAGUUCUCCCGGGUCAAGUUCUCGCCAUCUUUGACGCUGUUCGGCGGCAAGCCGAUGGAGGGCUGGCUGGCGGUGACGGUGAGCGGUCUGGUCACCGUGUCGCUGCUCAAAGCCGGCGGCGCUCUGCUGACGGCCAGCGAGUGUCUGUGCCGCCUGCGAGGGCGCGUGGCGCUGGCCGACAUCGCCUUCACGGGAGGCGGCAACAUCGUGGUCGCCGCCACCGACGGCAGCAGCUCUUCGCCCGUCCAGUUUUACAAGGUGGUGGUGAGCGUGGUGAGCGAGAAGUGCCGUAUCGACACCGAGCUGCUCCCCUCCUUGUUCCUGCGCUGCACGACGGACCCGCUGAGGCGGGACAAGUACCCCGCCGUAACGCACCUCAAGUUCCUGACCAGAGAGAACUCCGAGCAGGUUCUGCUGUGUGCGUCCAACCAGAGCGGGAGCAUCGUGGAGUGUUGGUCGCUGAGGAAGGAGGGGCUCCCCGUCAACAACAUCUUCCAGCACCGAUCGCCAGUCGGUGAGUCCCAAACACACGUGUGGGACCUUCGGUCCGGGCCUCGUGGUGGCCUUUUGACUUUUGACCUUCCAGUGGGCGAAAAGCAACCCACCAUCUUGAAGUGGAGGAUCCUGACCACCACCGGUGACCUGGAAAGAGUGUCGGCCAUCGCCCUUCCCAAACUGCCCAUUUCCAUCUCCAACACUGACCUGAAGGUGGCGUCGGACACCAAGUUCUGCCCCGGACUGGGUCUGGCUCUGGCCUUCCACGACGGCACCAUCCAGAUCCUCCACCGCCUGUCGCUCCACACCAUGGGCGUCUUCUACGGCUCGGCCGCCGCCGGGGCGGGCCAGCGGCCGGGAGAGGAGUCGGCGGUCAAGCGCCAACGAACGGGGGCGCCCGGCCUCCAUUUCAAGGCCUUGCAGUUUUCCUGGACCUCGCUGGCCUUGGCCGGAGUUGACAACCACGGGAAGCUGCACAUGCUGCGAGUGUCGCCCUCUAUGGGUCAAGUGCUGGAGAUGAACACCACGCUGCGCCACCUGCUGUUCUUGCUGGAGUACUGCAUGGUGACGGGCUACGACUGGUGGGACGUCCUCCUGCACGUGCAGCCCAGCAUGGUCCACAACCUGGUGGACAAACUCCACGAGGAGUACAUGAGGCAAAACCAGGCCCUGCAGCAGGUCCUGGCCACGCGCAUCGUGGCGGUCAAGGCGUCGCUGUGCAAACUGUCGACGGCCACGGCGGCGCGGGCCUGCGACUUCCACGCCAAACUGCUGCUCAUCGCCAUCAGCUCCACCCUCAAGUCUCUCCUUCGGCCCCACGCGCUCCACACCCUGGACAAAAGUCCCGGAGACCGCCUGAGCGACUUCUGCGCCAAGAACGUGGACUCGGACAUCGACAAGGUGAUGAUCAACCUGAAGACGGAGGAGUUUGUGUUGGACGGGGCCCCGCUGCAGUCGCUUCAGCAGCUCAUCCAGUGGGUGGGCGACUUUGUCCUCUAUCUGCUGGCCAAUCUGCCCAACCAGGGUUCGGUGGUGCGGCCCGGUUUCGGCUUCAUGCGGGACGGCACCUCUCUGGGAAUGCUGCGGGAGAUGCUGGUGAUGAUCCGGAUCUGGGGUCUGCUGAAGCCCGGCUGCCUUCCCACCUUUACGGCCACGUCGGACAGCCAGGACAGUUUGCAGCUGCUCUUCCGCCUGCUCACCAAGCUGUGGCUGACUUGCCGGGACGACGCCCCCCCCCAGGACCCCGACGAGAGCCUGAUUGACGAGUGCUGCCUGCUCCCCAGUCAGCUGCUGGUGCCUUGCAUGGAUUGGCUCCCCGUCAACGACGGCGUCAUCGUCAAGCUGCAGGGCAAGCAGCCCAUUCGCUUGCAGUUUGGCAAAACGGCGGCGCUCGCCUCGUCGGACGGCCUCGCCAGGAGCGUCGGCUGCCAGAGGACAGACAACCUCCGAUGCGUCCACAUGGGCGUUUGUCCCACGGAGGAGAGCAAGGCCUGCACCAGGUGCGGCUGCGUGACGAUGCUUCGCUCGCCCAACAACAGCAACGCGAUGAAGCAGUGGGAGCAGCGCUGGAUCAAAAACUGCCUGUGUGGAGGUUUGUGGCGCCGCAUCCCGCCCACGCUCGCCUGAAAGGCCGCCUGCUCGCGACCCCUUUUGCGAAAAGACUGCUUCUCUUUGGACUCUCGAGAAGGAAUCGUUGGCUCACCCUCUCAGGAGGAGAACCGCAUCGGGAGUCAGGCCAAACGUCCGCGGUUGAAAACAAUCCGAAUAAAAGGAGCUCACCGCUGCUGA
Hippocampus zosterae (dwarf seahorse) is the source of this 3152-nucleotide messenger RNA. It is a transcript of the gene med16, whose product is annotated as mediator complex subunit 16. Gene Ontology annotation, molecular function: protein binding. Bases 420 to 2990 code for a protein of 856 amino acids. The transcript has 15 exons. Gene Ontology annotation, cellular component: mediator complex. NCBI's taxonomy places the organism in Eukaryota, Metazoa, Chordata, Actinopteri, Syngnathiformes, Syngnathidae. The record is from RefSeq and is a predicted model, not a curated record. Gene Ontology annotation, biological process: positive regulation of DNA-templated transcription.